Molecule: messenger RNA, 3718 nt
Organism: Nematostella vectensis (starlet sea anemone)
Lineage: Eukaryota; Metazoa; Cnidaria; Anthozoa; Actiniaria; Edwardsiidae
Exons: 4
Coding region: 541-2868 (775 amino acids)
Molecular function (GO): ATP binding; ATP hydrolysis activity
Source: RefSeq, a predicted model, not a curated record
AUACCGCACAUAAGGAUGCAGAAUAGCAUACGCGACACUCCGACAUUUAGGUUUGCCGCUAGAUCAACGCGUAAAACGGGCAAAUCCCGCGCACCGCAGGACGAUUAACACCGCAAUAUUUUAUUUUUUUACCUCAAUACCGCCAUUAGAAAAGCAAAAUCUCGCAGUGUUUUAAAAAACCGCAUCACCGCAUGUUUUUUGCUCUUUUACCGCAAUAUCGUAUAAAAAGGCCAAUACCGCAUAAUCACUCCGAAAUGACGUCAUCAGGCCCGGUCACUCAGUAUCGAAGAUUCCUUUUCGAAGGGUAGUCAGCACUAACUUUUGCGCUGUAGAAACGACCUCAAGUCCAGAUCAAAACAUAAACAUUCAAACAGAAAUCCACUAUAUGUGACAACAGAAGACUUUAAUUGAAUUUUACAUGGUUCAGAUGGACUUAUGAUGAGAUUGAUUUGGUUUGUGUAGCCAGCAUUUGCAGCCGGGUCGAACCUCCAAACCCGGCGACUGUUGUUUAUAAACAAACUGUGACAAAUCCACUUCACUAUGUUGCGGCGUGUGGUGGUAGAAAAUUAUGUGAUAUUCAAAGGCAGACAUGAGUUAGACUUCAUGGGAAGAGAUGGCUGCAACUUCUACACCUUUGUAGGUGAGAAUGCCAGUGGAAAAAGUAGCUUGGUCGCCUUAAUUAAAGCUGCAAGUAACUUGCAAGAGGAGGGACCAGACUUUGAAGUGAUUGAUAAUUGUAAAGAGUCCAAGGUUGUUUGUGAAUUUGAGUUUAAAAACGGUGCGGAGUUGAUACGACAUUGUGAUCACUGCAAUGAGGCAUCAGCUACACAGUUAGUAUCUCCUGGUCUGAGUUCCUGGUUUUCAGACGACAUCCUGAAAAUCCCAACGCCAUUCUUUGACCAGAUCUUUGAAUAUUGUAGAGGUGGAACAAAACGGAUCCAGGUACUUGCUGGUCAUCGACAUCAGUCAUUACCACAAACAACAGAGUCUAGUAGGAGAAAAGAAAAUGAAGUAGAUAGAAUUUCUAAUUCUCAGUUCUUGUAUAUUCUUAUGGAUGAUGGUAUUCUUGUUGCGACAAAAUCCGGCGGACAUCUUAUCACAGGGUUUCAUGAGCCUCUACCUGCGGGCGUGAACCCUGCUGACUGGGUGCCUCAAAAGUCAUUCCUAAUCAACCGCAGAGAGGUUCCUUACGCUUCUGAAGCCAUUACCGAUGGAGAGGUUUCCACCAAUACCUCAUGUGCAAGCUUGGAUGAUCUCUUCCACUCAAACAUGCCCCGUAAUGCCAGUAUGCAAUCUAACAUUUCCAUGGAAAUGACAGCACAUGACCAAUCAGAUGAAGGAGUAAGGCUACGUCACGCUAGUAUUGACAGCUGUCGAUCAUCGCUAGCCUCUGUCCUGUUAAAAAGACCAGCAUGGCGGCGCCAGUCAAGCUAUGGCGGCCUUGCUUGGUCAAAUUACCAUGAGCUGAAGAAAAUCAUAGUGGCUGAGCUACUGCAUGAUUUUCCUGACGAGUCUGUUACUGAGAUACACCCCUUGUUCCACGAGAUCAUCGGCGAUAAGUCCAUCACUUUUGAGACCCCCAAGGGUGAAGAUGUCUUCCAGGUCAUGGACAAUAAAACAAAGCGCGUCAUGCGUCGCAUCCCAGAAGGUUUAUUCAGCGCAUUCAUCAUCGCCGCCUUGUUGGUAAAACCAAGCACGCGUAACGUGAUCCUGGAUGAGCCGACCCGCGGGAUGCACCCGUUACAGACCCGCAGAUUGCGCAAUAUCCUGAUGCGUGAGUCAGUGCGCAGGCGCAAGUGCAUCAUAGCAACAACCCACUCGCCAGAGCUGCUGGAUUGUGAUAGGAUCACGCUAAUCUGGAGGUUUCAGCUGUUGCCUGAUGGCUACUGUCAGAUACGUCGCGUCACCGCGAGGUACUCCGAGAGAGAGCUACUUUUUAUAGGUGCACCGGAAGUGCGUGAGAUCUUCUUCAGCCGUCACAUCAUUUGGGUGGAAGGCGAGAGCGACAAGCGAUUCAUCGAGGCGUUACUAGGGCUCUUUGACGAGGGGCGUGGCGCGCUAUUUAAAGCCCUUCAAGUUGAGCGGGCGGAGCGAUCGUUUUCAAACGAAGAUAGUAAUAGGUCGUUAUCCCCCGACUGGACACCCCCUCGGAGUCGAAGUCCAUCCCCCACCCCCUCCCACAGGGGGAAUGACGCAUAUGUGCAGAAACUGCUGCAGGAUCCCGCGUAUGAGCGCAAGUACUAUACCGCGGAGGAACUUGGCAUGAUACAAGAAGCUGUGCGGAGUUGCAAGGUUUUAAGUGUUGGCGGUAAGAUGAAUCUAUGGAAAGGCGCCGCCAUUUGCCGCGAUCUUCACAUACCGUACGCCAUCAUAUGCGACCUAGACGCAAUCGUACCCAACUCCCGUGAAAACUCCAUCCAGUCCCAGUUCGAAAGAGCCGAGGGAGACUGGUACUCCGCAAGUAUCCCACACGCGAAAGCGAAACUCGUAGAUGAGGAGGAGGCGCCAGCGUCUAAAGCAAUCGAUGAGACCGAGCAUGCGCAGUUGGCGAAACUACGCUCGCUGCGAACUGUGGGGGAAGUGAUUCGUUUUUACGAACAGAAUCACUAUAUUUUCGCUUGGUGGCCCAUGGGAGGGGAGAUAGAGGACGCAGUUAGGCUUACCAAAGCCCAGUUCGGGAAGAAGCUCUGGCCAGAUAUGCUUUCCGAGGAGAUUAAGUCAUUUAUCUUGUCACUCAUUGACCCGCGCAAGCUCCUGAUUAAGAACCCGAAGGACAAGGAGGCGAGCAAGGGACCGAAUCUAGAAAUUUUGAGGUGUAUUUAUUUUAUUAUACGAUUCUUCAAAGAAACUCUAGAAAAGAUUUCAUAGAUAUUAAUAUGAAUUAUGAUGCGAUAAUGCUAUUGAAUAUAUAUUUUUGAUAUUAAUCUUUUCGAAUAGUACCAACACGUUCCCUGUUUCCAAUAUGGUUUUGGAAGUUUAGAAAGUUUGUGUACGUUCCGGCCAGGAAACGAGGAAAGGGAACUGCAGAGGAGAGAAGGUACAUUCCCUAAGGGGAGGGAAGCCAGCCCGGCGCUCUCGAUACACGCCUAGGUCUUAGGCUGCCGAUUACCAAACCGUUUUAGAGGGCAAGGCUAUCUGUUACACGUUUGUUUACGCAUGGAAUUUAAAGCCUUCCAUUGGUCAUACUAGGGUUUAAAGUCAAAAUAUAUACCGAAUUCAAAUAACGUUGUCAGUACACAUGGCAACUCCAAGUCCGAAAGGUUCUUAUGGGUACUAAUAAUUCGCAAACUUAAAGGUUAACAAUGAACUCCAGCGAUGCCAGAGCCACAUAUCGAUGGCCUUUAAUGGAUUAUUGUUUUAUUGAUCCAGAUUAUCCUACAUUUGGUUGAAAUAUGAUUAGACCCAUGAUACCCUUCGUUCGUAGAACUGCCAUUUGCCAAUAGACAUUUGCCAUUUACAAAGGUGUACAAGGAGAAAUACCGAGGGAUGAAUAGAACGGUUCAGGAUAGCUUCCAUCUCAAAUGAUAGAUGUUUAAAUAUACCGUGGCACAAGCCAAACCCCUUCGGACGUUUAUCGAGCCCACCAAGAACGCUAGGUCAUCGAGCAUAUCUAGGUUCUUGAGUAAGGCCGUUUAUUAAUUAAUCACUGAUCAUCAAUAAUUUAGAAUAUAAAGUGUGUGAUAGAAAAUUAUUAUUUCUAAAAUAAAUUUAACACAAA